AUGAGCUUCGUCCCCGUCAACCCACGGCCGAUGCUGCAGGACCUCGUCGACAAGACGGUCUCGGUGCGCCUCAAGUGGGGCGAGACGGAGUACCAGGGCGUGCUCAAGGCCAUCGACAGCUACAUGAACCUCCAGCUCGCAGGCACAAAGGAGUUUAUCGACCGCAAGGAGACGGGCGACCUGGGCCAGGUCCUCAUCAGGUGCAACAACGUGCUAUGGAUCCGCGGCGUCAACGCAAAUGAAAACGGAGACACCAGAAUGGAGGACUGA
Messenger RNA from Hirsutella rhossiliensis, 270 nucleotides. RefSeq names its product LSM domain-containing protein. The record is from RefSeq and is a predicted model, not a curated record. NCBI's taxonomy places the organism in Eukaryota, Fungi, Ascomycota, Sordariomycetes, Hypocreales, Ophiocordycipitaceae. The transcript has 2 exons. Bases 1 to 270 code for a protein of 89 amino acids. Gene Ontology annotation, molecular function: RNA binding. Gene Ontology annotation, biological process: spliceosomal snRNP assembly; mRNA splicing, via spliceosome. Gene Ontology annotation, cellular component: U1 snRNP; catalytic step 2 spliceosome.